Molecule: messenger RNA, 737 nt
Organism: Drosophila mojavensis
Lineage: Eukaryota; Metazoa; Arthropoda; Insecta; Diptera; Drosophilidae
Product: gram-negative bacteria-binding protein 3
Exons: 1
Coding region: 25-501 (158 amino acids)
Molecular function (GO): carbohydrate binding
Source: RefSeq, a predicted model, not a curated record
CUCGCUGAGCUGAAGCCAGUUACCAUGAGGGCAUCAACGUCUCGAGUCAAGCAGCUUAUCUUACUGCUCAUCGUCUGUGGUACAAUGGGCGACAGCCACGCCUACGAGGUGCCCCCGGUGACGGUCAAGGUGAACAGUCCAAAGGGUUUUGAGGUCUCCAUACCCGAUGGGCCGGGAAUUUCACUGUUCGCCUUCCACGGCAAGCUCAAUGAGGAAAUGGUGGGUCUGAGUGAUCAGACCUGGCCAACUACUGUAGUCACGCCACGUAAUGGACGCUGGACCUAUAUUAAUCGGCAGCAAAAGCUUGAGCCAGGCGAUGUGGUCAAUUACUGGGUGACUGUCCGAUACAAUGGCCUGGACUAUCAUGCUUAUAACCAGAGCUUCCAGGUAGGCCCAAACGAUGACAGAAACCAAAAAACUACCAUCAAUUUGCCCUCAAGAGAUGGAGCCAAAUCAGAUAUAAUUAUCAAUGUAAAUCGCAAUAUAAAUAUUUAUGCUUGACAACUAUACAAAAUAUCCAAGCCAAAAGAAAUCAAAUCAAGAUUAGGAAGCUCUAGUUCUUUUUUAAAGUAAUAAUUAUGAGAAUAUAUAAGAAAAAAUAAUGAAAAAUUCUUCAAUUAUUUUAAUGGUGGAAGUAGAAAUAAAUGAGUGAUUCAAUAUAUCAUAUCCUCUUCGUUGUAUUAAAAGUAAAGUGUAUAUACGCAAAUGCUAAUUAAUAAAGGUUUUAUAAAUCUUUU